CAUGAAUUAUUCAAGAAUCACAAUAUCAUUCUCUAUCCUCUUCUCCCUCUUUUCCCUCUCAUGGGCGAGCUCCAACUCCUCUUCCCACCAUGCAUUCAUCCAAUGCCUUGAAAACCACUCCGAUCCAUCCAUUUCUUCACUCAUUUACACUCCAAACAACUCUUCCUACUCAUCCGUUCUCCAAAACUACAUAAGAAACCUCCGCUUCAACGAAUCCUUCACACCCAAACCCCAAAUCAUCAUCACCGCAAACCAAAUCUCCCACAUUCAAUCCGCCAUUUUCUGCGGCAAAGCUCACGGAAUGCAGAUGAAGAUCCGCAGCGGCGGCCACGACUACGAGGGCGUGUCGUACUGGUCCGACGACCCCACCUUCUUCGUCUUAGACAUGUUCAAUUUCCGGUCCGUCAACGUCUCCGUCGAAGACGAGUCGGCGUGGGUCGAGGUCGGGGCGACUCUCGGCGAAGUCUUCUACGGAAUCGCCGAGAAAAGCCCGAUCCACGGCUUCCCCGCCGGGGUCUGCCCCACCGUGGGUGUCGGCGGCCACUUCAGCGGCGGGGGCUACGGCAACAUGAUGCGGAAGUACGGCCUCUCGGUCGACAACAUCGUCGACGCGACGAUGGUCGACGUCCGCGGCCGCCUCCUCGACCGGAGGGCCAUGGGGGAGGAUCUCUUCUGGGCCAUCACCGGUGGCGGGGGCUCCAGCUUCGGCGUCGUGGUGUCGUACAAAAUCAAGAUCGUGCCCGUCCCGGAAACCGUGACGGUUUUCCGGGUCGUGCGAGAUUACGACGAAAAUUUCGUCGACCUCGUCCACCGCUAUCAGGAGAUAGCGGCGGACGAGUUUCCCAAGGAAUUGUUCCUUAGAUUGACACUCAGUGUGGUCAAUGGAACCAACAGGGCUACUUUCCGCGCGAUGUACCUUGGGAACUCGCGCGAUUUAGUAGCCCUGAUCAACAACAGCUUUCCUGAAAUGGGACUGUUGUUGUCAGACUGUCUGGAAAUGAGUUGGGUCCAAUCAGUACUUUUCUGGACAGACUUCCCCUCAGGAACUCCCGUUGCAGAGCUCCUGAGUAGGGUUCCGCAGUCUCUAACGUACCUAAAGAGAAAAUCGGACUACCUGAAGAAACCCAUUCCGAAACAAGCACUUGACCUCCUAUUCAAGAAAAUGGUCGAGUUGCGGACACCACAACUGACGUUCAAUCCGUACGGCGGAAGAAUGGCCGAGAUUCCCGCGCCAGAGAAGCCGUUCCCCCACAGGGCAGGCAACAUUGCAAAGCUGCAAUACGCGACGAAUUGGAACGAGGAAGGCGCAGAGGCUGCGGACCGGUACUUGACACAGACGAGGGAGUUGUACGAGUUUAUGACUCCUUACGUCUCAAUGGCGCCUAGGGAGGCUUUCUUGAACUACAGAGACCUCGACAUCGGAAUAAAUCACAAUGGGAAGAAUAGCUAUAUGGAAGGGCUAGUGUACGGCGCGAGCUACUUCAAAGAGAAUUUCAAUAGGUUGGUGAAGGUGAAGACCAAAGUUGAUAAGCAUAAUUUCUUUAGAAACGAACAAAGUAUUCCAGUUUUCCCAUGAAAAAAGUGAUCAAAUAUAGUAUACAUGUGUGAUUCAAAUGAAAUAGUAUAGCUAGCUAGAUUUGUGACUAUGGAAUUUGUAGAAUGUGUACCAUUUUACUUUUAUUGAUUACUAGUAUAUUUUAUUUGUAA
Molecule: messenger RNA, 1707 nt
Organism: Salvia hispanica
Lineage: Eukaryota; Viridiplantae; Streptophyta; Magnoliopsida; Lamiales; Lamiaceae
Product: berberine bridge enzyme-like 8
Molecular function (GO): FAD binding; oxidoreductase activity
Source: RefSeq, a predicted model, not a curated record